Annulohypoxylon maeteangense is the source of this 2407-nucleotide messenger RNA. RefSeq names its product Pkinase-domain-containing protein. NCBI's taxonomy places the organism in Eukaryota, Fungi, Ascomycota, Sordariomycetes, Xylariales, Hypoxylaceae. Gene Ontology annotation, biological process: protein phosphorylation. The record is from RefSeq and is a predicted model, not a curated record. Bases 333 to 2039 code for a protein of 568 amino acids. The transcript is spliced from 4 exons. Gene Ontology annotation, molecular function: cyclin-dependent protein serine/threonine kinase activity; ATP binding. Gene Ontology annotation, cellular component: nucleus.
CUUGAAAGCUUCAAGGUUCUAAGUUGAAAUCCAGAUCACCUCUGGAAUUUGUACACAACCUUCUACAAAUACAGAAAUACUCCACGUCAAUUUAUACUCAUCAUACGAAGAAUUGUCUGGAAAUAAUUCCCACAAUGCGACGCGGUUUUACAUAAUUCAUUUGAUUUAAUCGCAAGCUAGCGCGUUGCUGGUUUGCGAUUCCGGGUCCAUCAACUCUUGACGUUCCUCUUCCGACCCGAGACGCAGACUUUCCCUUUUUACCACUUCCCACCUACAUCUUUGUCGCCCUACUCAGAGAGACGCGCUGCAAUAUUGGAUCUGCAGCUUUAGAGAUGGCGCAGAAUACUGCAAGCGCGGCCCCUUCGCCGCGAUCCUUCGCGAUCCAACAUCAACGCCCUCGAGAAAGCUUCGGAGGAUGCUCAAGAAUCACAGACUACGAGCUUCUUGGUAAACUAGGCGAGGGUACUUUUGGCGAAGUUCAUAAGGCGAGAUCACGAAAAGCUGGGACACUAGUUGCUCUGAAGAAGAUUAUCAUGCACAAUGAAAAAGACGGAUUUCCCAUCACCGCACUUCGAGAGAUCAAGUUGCUUAAACUAUUGUCGCAUAAGAAUGUCUUGCGCUUGGAAGAUAUGGCCGUUGAACAUCACAACAAGAUAACCGACAAGAGAAAGCGACCAAUUAUGUACAUGGUAAUGCUGUACAUGGACCACGACCUGUCUGGCUUACUCGAUAACCCAUCCGUCCAGUUCACUGUACCCCAGAUCAAAUGCUAUCUACUCCAACUCCUCGAAGGCCUCCGUUACCUCCACGACAGCAAGAUUCUCCAUCGCGAUAUGAAGGCUGCCAAUUUACUCAUCAGUAACAAGGGAAUACUUCAGAUUGCCGACUUUGGCCUCGCGAGACAUUAUGACGGCCCGGUUCCGGAACGUGGAAAGGGUGGUGGUGAAGGACGACGGGAAUACACAAGCCUAGUCGUUACACGAUGGUAUCGGCCUCCUGAGCUUCUACUACACCUUAAGAAAUAUACCACUGCUAUUGACAUGUGGGGUGUUGGUUGUGUCUUUGGCGAGAUGCUAGUUGGUAAACCCAUUUUAGCCGGCGAGAGCGAUAGUCACCAGCUUGAGAUAAUAUUUGACCUUGUUGGAACUCCAACGGACCAGACCAUGCCGGGAUGGAAACAGUUGCCUGGAGCUGAGGGACUCAAUCUACGACCGAAACCCUCUACGCUAUCACAGAGAUUCCGUGAACAUGGUUCAAGCGCUAUUUCUUUACUGAAAGAACUCCUGACGCUUGAUUGGAAGACCCGUAUUAAUGCCAUCGACGCAUUAGAACACCCCUAUUUCAAGACAGCACCUUACCCAGCGAAGUCAGAAGAUAUUCCUACCUUUGAAGACAGCCACGAAUUGGAUCGUAGGAAGUUUCAUGACCGAAAAGCUGCUCUUCCGCCGGCUCCCAAAGGAGGCACUGUUGGGGUCGGUGCCUUUGAAGGUCCCAAUGCCUCGUUUGGAAGUAACGAUGGUUAUGGUAACAGGAUGAAUGGUCGGUAUCAGAGACAUCAUGGUGGUGGAGGUGGAGGUGGAUAUCGCGGCGACGACUCACGUAGACCUGCGUGGGCCCGAGACCAGCCUCAUAUGGACCAUCGACUACCGCAACGCCCACCCCCGCCCGAAUAUCCCGGCAAUGGAUGGGAUAAUCCCGCAGAACACCACGACUCGUACAGGGAGCGAGCGCCUAGAAACCGCGGUGCCAAUCGACCAGAUGUCGAUACUUACAUACCUAGUUAUCGUGCUGGUGGACGAGAUGACCGCCCACCCAGAGAGGACCGACCGCCUAGAGAAGAUCGACCUCCCAGAGAAGACCGACUACCCAGAGAGGAUCGGCCACCCCGAGAGGAUCGUCGAAGAUGGGAUGAUCGCGACGACAGACGGCAUGACUGGGAUCGACGCGACCGCGAUUACGACGAUCGCAGUCGAGCAAGUCAGACCCGCAGUCGUAGUCGUUCUCCUAGAGAUAGGGAUCGAGAUCUUUAUAGGCGAUAGAAUCGCAAAGGAUCUCGAAGAUCUCGAGGACCACAACGGCCACAACGGCCACAACGAUCAUCUCUGGGUCCUUCUCACCCUUCUUUACCUCCUAGACCCUGUUCCUCCGACCGGCCUCCUACCCGAUCACGUAGAACCUACUCAUCGGGGACAUCUCGAGGAAGUCGGGAAAGCCAGGGCCCAUAACUGUGUAAUUUAUAGCUGGCUUCUGCCAAUAAUGAGUGCGAUAAGCCUAUGGCGUGGCCCGCAACAUAUGGAUUGGCGUUUUGCGUUCUCGGGAUUUCUAGGACAUGUGCGCUGUUAGGCGCGGUAUAUUGUGCUGGGCUCAUGACAUAGGCUUGGUACAUGAAUCGAUUUGAAUUCUGACA